Messenger RNA from Closterium sp. Yama58-4, 399 nucleotides. NCBI's taxonomy places the organism in Eukaryota, Viridiplantae, Streptophyta, Zygnematophyceae, Desmidiales, Closteriaceae. The record is from the annotation of a GenBank genome assembly.
AUGACGUUUGGCCUCGCGUGCUGCGCCGUCGAGAUGAUGCACGCCGGCGCCGCGCGCUACGAUCUCGACCGCUUCGGGAUUAUUUUCCGCCCCAGCCCGCGCCAGUCGGAUGUCAUGAUCGUCGCGGGGACGCUGACCAAUAAGAUGGCGCCUGCUCUCCGCAAGGUGUACGAUCAGAUGCCGGAGCCUCGCUGGGUGGUAUCCAUGGGCAGCUGUGCCAACGGCGGCGGGUACUACCACUACUCCUACUCCGUGGUGCGCGGCUGCGACCGCAUCGUGCCCGUCGACAUCUACGUGCCCGGCUGCCCGCCCACCGCCGAGGCGCUGCUGUACGGGCUGCUGCAGCUGCAGAAGAAGAUCCACCGCCGCCGCGACGUCUCUCUGUGGUGGCGCAAGUAG